AUCCCAAAACUGUAACACGGUUUGUCAGUUACCAUCCGUGGUCCUGGCUGGUCACUACCCAACUAAAGCGCGUAGAACCGAUACGGCAUGGGGAAGAGAGGACUUCAUUUCCAGAUGGACUGGAAUUAAUCAUCUAGUUUUUUUUUUUUGUUGUUUUUACUUUUUUAAAAUAAGAACCAUUGUGGUUAAGUUUAUUUAAAGACGAAGAGGAGCUACAUUUCUGUGCUUGCUGUGCUUUCAGAAAAGUACAUGUGCCCAAAUGGCAGGGGCACAACCAGGAGUUCAUGCGCUACAGCUUAAACCUGUAUCGGUACCGGAGAGUCUGAAGAACGGAAACAAAUUCAUGAAAUGGGAGGAUGAUUCUACUAUUGUGACUCCUGUAACAUUACAGGUGGACCCCAAGGGCUACUUUCUGUAUUGGACUGAUCAGAAUAAGGAGACAGAACUUCUGGACAUUACUUAUAUCAAGGAUGCUAGAGCAGGGAAAUAUUCCAGGACACCAAAGGAUGCUAAAGUGCGGGAGCAGCUGGGUAUGGCCACCCAAGUGGGGAAGACGGAGAACAGAAUGCUGACAGUGGUGAGUGGCCCAGACAUGGUCAACAUCACCUACUUGAACUUCAUGGCUUUUCAAGAGGAGGUGGCCAAGGAGUGGUCUGAAGAGCUGUUUAGCUUGGCCUCAAACCUCCUCGCUCAGAACAUGUCCCGUGAGGCCUGUCUAGAAAAAGUGUAUACUAGACUGGUGCUCCAGCUCACUCCUGAGGGAUGUAUUCCUGUCAAAAAUAUCUUCCGGGUGUUCUCAACAGACAGGAAACGAGUUGAGAAUGCUUUGGAGAUCUGCAGCCUUCCAUCUGGCAGAAAUGAUGUAAUCCCCCAGGAACAGUUCACUCCUGACAUAUACAGAGUGUUUCUCAAUAGCAUCUGUCCCAGGAAGGACAUCGAUACCAUCUUUUCAGAAAUUGGUGCCAAGAGCAGACCAUACCUCACAGUAGAGCAAAUGACAGACUUCAUCAACAAUAAACAACGGGACCCAAGAUUAAACGAGAUCCUGUACCCACCUCUGAAGCCUGAGCAAGUGCAAGUGUUGGUGGAGAAGCAUGAACCUGACACCAUGCUCUACCAUAGAGGGCAGAUCUCUGUGGAGGGUUUUGCCAGGUAUCUAAGUGGAGAGGAGAACAGUACCAUCCCUCCUGAGAAGCUGGACCAGAGUGAAGACAUGACACUCCCUCUCUCGCACUACUUCAUCAACUCCUCCCACAACACCUACCUCACAGCGGGGCAGCUGGCAGGGAACUCCUCGGUGGAGAUGUACAGGCAGGUGCUGCUGUCCGGCUGCCGCUGCGUGGAGCUGGAUUGCUGGAAGGGCCGGACUGCAGAGGAGGAGCCUGUCAUCACCCACGGUUUCACCAUGACCUCCGAGAUCUCCUUUAGGGAAGUGAUCGAGGCCAUUGCCGAGAGUGCGUUCAAGACAUCCCCUUUCCCUCUCAUCCUCUCAUUCGAGAACCACGUGGACUCCCCCAAGCAGCAGGCUAAAAUGGCUGAGUACUGCAGAUCAAUAUUUGGAGACGCUCUGCUCACUGAACAGCUCGAGAAAUACCCACUGGAAGCAGGGGUUCCUCUGCCCAGUCCUCUUGACCUCAAGGGUAAGAUCCUCAUCAAGAACAAGAAGAACUCCCACAAGGAGGAUGGCAGCACAAAAAAGAAGCUUUCCGAGCAGACCUCUAACACAUGCAGUGACACGUCCAGCAUGUGUGAGCCAUCGUCCCCCAGCGCAGGCUCUUUAAAUCAAGAGCUACCGGACUGUAGUCAAGCAAGCUCAGAGACCAAUUACAUCAGGCUGCAGGGAAGAAAGAAUACUGGUGAGGUUGAGGCAGAAAGUGAGGAUGACGAUGACGAAGAUGAUUACUGUAAAAAAUCUAUGGAAGAGGGGACUGCAGGCAGUGAAGCAUUUGCCACAGAGGAGAUGUCCAACCUAGUCAACUAUGUCCAGCCAGUCAAGUUCUAUUCUUUUGAGGCCUCUAAAAAAACUAACAGAAGCUAUCACAUGUCAUCGUUUGUGGAGACCAAGGCACUGGAGCAGCUCACAAAGUCUCCUGUGGAAUUUGUAGAAUAUAACAAACUCCAACUUAGCCGCAUCUACCCCAAAGGCACCAGGGUGGACUCCUCCAACUACAUGCCUCAGGUGUUCUGGAAUGCUGGAUGUCAGCUGGUAGCAUUGAACUUCCAGACUAUAGAUCUAGCCAUGCAGCUGAACCUCGGCAUGUUUGAGUACAACGGAAAGUGCGGCUACAAGCUAAAGCCUGAGUUCAUGAGGAGGCCUGAUAAACACUUUGACCCCUUCACUGAAAGCACAGUGGACGGCAUUGUAGCACACACACUCUCUGUGAAGAUAAUAUCAGGACAGUUCUUGUCUGAUAAGAAAGUUGGCACAUAUGUGGAGGUGGAAAUGUUUGGUCUGCCGGUGGAUACCAAACGAAAAGCUUUUCGGACCAAGACCUCCCCAGGCAAUGCUGUCAACACUGUGUGGGACGAGGAGCCCAUAGUCUUUAAGAAGGUGGUUCUUCCAACCCUCGCUUCUUUGAGAAUAGCUGUGUAUGAGGACAAUGGAAAGAUGAUCGGUCAACGCAUCCUCCCAGUAUAUGCCAUUCGACCUGGUUACCAUUAUAUAGGACUGAGAAAUGAGAAGAACCAGACACUAACACUGCCGGCUGUUUUUGUCUACAUUGAAGUGAAAGACUAUGUCCCUGACACAUUCGCAGAUGUGAUUGAGGCACUGUCCAAUCCUAUUCGCUACAUCAACCUGAUGGAGCAAAGAGCCAGUCAGCUUGCAGCUCUCACACAGGAGGAGGGGGGACAGGAGGUGAACAACAAGGAGGCAGAUAUUGGUGGGGAGCCAGUGGCUGAGCCGAAGAGUGAGACCCCCCGUGCCCCCGCAGAGAACGGAACCAACCACACCCCACUCAUCUCCCCCAGGCCAUCAUCACUGGCCAGCCACCACACCCACUCCACAGGAUCUGUGAAACCAGUUAUCAGGACUGAAGAUUUGAUUCAGAGUAUUCUGACAGAUGUGGAGGCUCAGACCCUGGAGGAGUUGAAACAGCAGAAGGCUUUCAUGCGAGAGCAGAGGAAGCAGUAUAAAGAGCUAAAGGAUCUGGUGAAGAAGCACCAUAAGAAGACCACUGAGCUAAUAAAAGAUCACACAGCCAGGCAGAGCGAGCUGCACGCUGAGCACACACGGCGCCAAUCAGCUCUGCACAAGAGCGCCAAACGCGAUGGUAAGAAAAGGUCAGGUGCCGAGCAUGCAGGGUCAGCGGUGGAGGAGGAGCUGGCAGCCCUGGAGCAGGAGAGUGCUCGCAGGCUGGCUGAGCUGAAGGGCCAGCAGCAGCAGCAGCUGCUCACGCUCCGACGGGACCAGUACUACAGCGAGCAGUAUCUCAAAGGCAAACACAUCAAACAGCUGGUUGAGAAAUUGACCGCUGUUGCUGAGGAGUGUCAGGGUAACCAGCUGAAGAGACUGAAGGAUCUCUGUGAGAAGGAAAAGAAAGAUUUGAAAAAGAAAAUGGAUAAAAAGAGACAGGAGAGGAUAAAUGAGGCAAAGUCAAUCGAAAAUAAUCUAACAGAAGAAGAAAAGCUGGAGAUCAACAGGUCACAUGUGAACGAGGUUGUACAGUACAUAAAAAGGCUGGAAGAUGCUCAAAGCAAACGGCACGAGAAGCUCCUGGAGAUGCACAAGCUCAUACGGCAGCAAAUCGUGGACGAGAAACCGAAGCUUCAAAGCGAGCUGGACCAGGAAUACCAGGACAAGUUUCGGCGACUUCCAGUGGAAAUCCAGGAGUUUGUACAGGAUACUACUAAAGGCAAGAUGAGUAAUGAGUGUGAGCAGAGCUCCCUUAGCACAUCCAGCAAUGCCAAGAAGCCCAACCACAAAACUGUCCAAUCAGAGGAGGAGUUGGAGGAGGACUCAUCGGAUAAGGUGUUAGAUACACCCCUCUAGCUACACUCUGGCCUUCACAUUUCAAUUGUGGUUAUGUUAUGUGAAUAUAUUGUGUAAUGUCUGUAUUUCUGUUGUUUAAUUUAAUUUAAUGUGCACUUUUUGUUCCCAGCAUCUGUAGAAUUUGUUGGCAAUGUUGAAGAGAUGACUUACUUGAAUAACAGCAAAAUUCAAUUAUUCAGUUUUUAUUGAAAUUGAAGUUUUAAAAGUUUUAAAAACUAAAUACAUGGUUAUGCUGCUUAUGUUUGGGUUUAAAUAAGAACCAGGGAUUAUAAUGUGUAGAUUUUCAUUGUUUAGCAAUGAAUUUAUUCUGUGCAGUUAUUUGUAGGGCAAUCUACAAAAUCAUUUGAAAGUAAGCCCAUAUAAAUAGUUGUAUGUUUAGGCAGCAAUGUCUUCCCAUGCAUGAGCAUUAAGGUUUUUCCUUUGUAUUCACAGAUGGCUAACAGGGUGUCCCCCUCACCCACUGUCUCUGCUAGAUUACAUGUUGAGUGUUUUUUUGAAAUUUGGGGUUAUUUGUUGUUCUUGCUUUCUUUUUUAUAUUUGUCUAAAUUUAAAUUUAACUAAUUGUACACUUAGCUAACGUAACCCAACAGAGAGUAAGUCAUACAAUUGUGUGUUUGUGUACACUAAAUGUUACUUAUGGAGCAGUGAAGGAAAACAUAUACAUUCUCAUAGAUGUAAGUCAUCUAAAAAGGAAUAGAAAGACCCUUAUUAUGUUAAUGAGCACAAUGGAAGAACUGAGAAAAAAACUCUUUGAUUCUUGCCCUUAGAGAUGUCUUUAGUGAGCCCUUAGAGGUUUUAAAAAUAGAUUCUAAAAGUAUACUUUAAUGUUUUUCUUUAAUGUUCAGAAAAUGAACAAAGGUCUUGAAUAUGUAUUCUUGCUAAUGAUUUCUCAUUUGUCUGGAACAGUCAAGAUUGGCUUCUUUGGUGCAGGCAAAGGAAUUUUGUAAUUAGAGUUCAGAGCUUUGAGAUGCAUGCUAAAUGCUAUUCUAUAUCUGCGACUGUCUCAGAUACUUUCAACCCAACUGUGGCAAUCAAUCUCUCUUGACAUAAUAUGAAAUUGUGAAAAUAUUGACAACUGUAGUAAUAAUUAAGAAAAAUAUAUUUUAGAAAUGUAAAGGUCCAGACCAUGUCCAAAGAUAUCUGUUUAUAAAAAAAAAAAAAAAAAAAAAAAAAAAAACCAGAAAAAAAAGUCCUCUUGGUGGUAUGAUAUAGAGUAUGGAGAGGGAGAGGGAGAGGGAGAGAGAGAGAGAGAGAGAGAGACUGUUUUAUUAGAGCUUGUCAAGCCUCAUAUUUGAAGCAUUGUAUUACUUCUAUAGAUGGGCAUCUUACAAAGCACUUUCGUAAAAAAAUAAUCACUUGACAAUGGACAUUAUUUGUCCUUUAGAAUGUAUUCCAGGAUAAAAUCACUGUUCUAAUAUAAUAGCAAUGAAUGCUAACAUAUAUCCUAUGGAAGACCAUUUACACAAUUACAUGCCAGUAUCACCAGAGGAAAAAAGGACAGAAAACAAUUACCAUUACAACCUGGUUGUCCAUAAUUUUCAGUACAUUGGAAAAAAGCAGCACUUGGUCUAAGAUGUAGUAUUGUUUUAAACUACACUUUAAAGCAUAAAUAAAAUGGCUUAGUUAGUGAUGGUUAUGUGGGUUUGGGUUUGAACGACAGCUAUCGACAGCUAAAAACAUGCUAAUGAAAACUUAAGAGACGUGACAUAGAUUGGUACGAUGGAUUUGGCAUGUUGAUCUGUGCCACCCCUAAUACCGACUAAUAUUAAUACCUGCAAUAUUACAGGUUCUAUGGUAUAGCUUAUAUGCAUAGAAGGAGGCUGUUGAGGUCGAAUGUAGGUAUAUGGGAAAGAUCAUUUUCUACUUGGACCGUGAAAUUUUUAAAUACAUCUUGUUUUAGGUUCCCAACAUCCUAAUUGGCUGUAUUAAACACAUAUUUACCACAUUCAAAAGGUGGUAAAGUUCAGAGUCAUUUUAAUUCAAUCAAAAAUGCUUUUAAUUUUUGUUUUUAAGGAUAAAAAACCUCAAUUAUUUUAUGACUAAGAACCAAUGUUGCAUUUUUCAAUGUUUCUUGGUUGUAAUGACUAGAUAAAUAUAGGUAAAGAUACAUCAUCCGUAACUAAGUCACAGAAAACAGUGAAAAUAUUAAAUGUAGUUUCAGUGUUUUGUGCAUGAUUGCUAUUUAGCAUGACAGUGGUCCAGAGAAAGAUUUGCUUAGCCUACUGUACAGCUGAGUUAAAGGCUACAGUGCCUGGAGCUAUUUUAAAAAAAAAUGUAAUAAGUGUACAGUAAUAAGCAUUGAUUUCUAAUUUUUGAGAGAUUUUUGCCAUGAUGUGUGUCCUUUGCCCUUUGAUAUGUUUGGCCUGUCAAAUGUGUGAAAUGUAUCAGUGUGUAAAAUUGUCAUUGUAACAGGAGGAAUAUGUAGUGUUGUAUUUCUAUAUGUCUUUUAAUGAAAAGAUAGUGUGCACUUUUAAUACAAUAGUACUACUGAGUAAAGUUUGUGAUUAGCAGUAUCUGAGGGUAAAACUUUAGUAUUGGCCAUUUUAAUUUUCUCUGUGUUGGUUGUUUUUCUUCUUAGGCAUAAAGGUAUUGGAUGUAUGCGGUCUUGAGAGGACAUUAAGAAAAAUGUGACCAGAAAACCAUUAGGACAAAAAUUAAAGUAAAAUGACAAAUACUUGUGAAUAAAAUAAAUGUUAAUUAUAUAUGUA
This is a messenger RNA of Electrophorus electricus (electric eel), 6699 nucleotides long. RefSeq names its product phospholipase C beta 1-like (gene plcb1l). The record is from RefSeq and is a predicted model, not a curated record. Gene Ontology annotation, biological process: phosphatidylinositol metabolic process; release of sequestered calcium ion into cytosol; memory. Gene Ontology annotation, molecular function: phosphatidylinositol-4,5-bisphosphate phospholipase C activity; calcium ion binding; calmodulin binding. NCBI's taxonomy places the organism in Eukaryota, Metazoa, Chordata, Actinopteri, Gymnotiformes, Gymnotidae. Gene Ontology annotation, cellular component: nuclear speck; cytoplasm.